Molecule: messenger RNA, 510 nt
Organism: Theobroma umbraticum
Lineage: Eukaryota; Viridiplantae; Streptophyta; Magnoliopsida; Malvales; Malvaceae
Product: S-protein homolog 6-like
Source: RefSeq, a predicted model, not a curated record
AUGAGGAUUCCUACUAUCGCUCUUAUUGUUUUAGAAUUUAGGUUGUUGUGGAAGAAGAGGCUGCAUCAUUAUCUGCCAAACAUGAAGAUUGCCACAAGAGUUCUGAUAAUGUUUUGUGUGGCUGUAGGCAUCAUCUUCAUGUCUGUGUAUCAACCAGAACACUUUUUCGGCAUGGAGUAUGAAGUUCGUGUGAUCAAUGGCUUCUCCAACAACUCUUCGCUGCCUCUAGUCAUCUGGUGCAUAUCGCAGCAGGAUGGGGAUAUGGGCGGGCGUGCCCUCCAGGAGGGUGACGAUUUCGGAUGGAGGCUCAAGACCAAUAUCUGGGGCAAUUCCCAUUACUUGUGUACCCUGAAAUGGGAUGCCAAGAGGAGGAGUUUCGAUGCGUUUAAGGUUCCCAGAGACAGUCAGCGGUGUGCUCCUCUGAAGAAAUGUUCCUGGCUGGUGAAAGAGGAUGGGUUCUAUUUCAGCAGUGAUGAAGUCAACUGGAAGAAAGACUUCUCCUGGUACUGA